Messenger RNA from Suillus plorans, 501 nucleotides. RefSeq lists its product as uncharacterized. The transcript has a single exon. Bases 1 to 501 code for a protein of 166 amino acids. Lineage: Eukaryota; Fungi; Basidiomycota; Agaricomycetes; Boletales; Suillaceae. The record is from RefSeq and is a predicted model, not a curated record.
AUGCCGCCCAACUACAAUCUACCAUCUCUGUUACCUCCCUCUUCUCCAAUACAGUCUUUGCCCACUUCCUCUUGGAUGAAUUGGUUUCCUUCUUCAGGAUUCUCUCUAAUUUCUACCUCGAGAACUACUCAUGAUAUCUCAUCCUGCAAUGUGGCAGACUUUAGUUUUGCUGCUCCAUACAACAAUGUCUCUGCUUCCAUGGCAACUCCUGCUCCUACACACACUCCAACUUUGAUAGAAAUCACUACUUCUGUGCAACCAUCUACAGUUGUGCCUGAACCUUCCACCACAGAACCUAUUAUGGCCACUCCUUCUCUGCCCACCACAGUUGGUGAGGUGUUACUAGUGACAACAAAGGCUUCCAAAUGCAAGUCCAUGAAGAGCAACACACAUCUCAAGACAGUCUCUGCAAAGCGUCAGAAGAGGGAGGAUAUAGUGGUUUUAUCCACUGAGAGCUCGCAGCCCAUUGAGGGAGGCCGAGGUAAACAACAGCACUUCUAG